AACUGAUUCUGCCAUCAGUUGUUGUGCAAGCGUGUACGAGUACGGUACCCCGUACGCGCAUACGGCAGCGGCAUUUUGGCGUAAAAAUCCACAAAGACCAAUUUCUAGUUUCCCAAAGAUUUAUUCUGAAGACUGCCCACAGCGGUUUCAAAAAACAAUAAUUGUUUAUCACGCGCAGACAUUGACAACCCUGAAAGUGUUCCGCUUGGCGAGGAAAGAACAGCUAAAAGUGAAACUCAAAAGUCAAGGAAAACGUCCAAAUGAUGAAAGAAUUCAGAGCAAGGCUAAGCAAAUCGCAGUAGUGGCGGUGCAAACAAUCAGCAAUGUCGGGUGACGGCAGCGUGGAGACAACUACGCGGCACCUUAAAGUGUGUUCCGGUUCCGGAGAAGGUAGCAGACAGCAGCAGCAGCAACAGCCGAAGCGGCAGAAGCGAUUAUCGACUGGGACAACGCCCAAGAAGCCGAGCAAAGCUGGCAACAAUCUUGGCCUAAUGACAGCUGGCAACAGCAGAGCAAGCGGAAGCGGAAGCGGAAGUGGGAUUGGAGCUGCAAACAUCCAAUCGGCCUCAAAGGUGGGCACCAUGACGACAGUAACAGCGACGCCAGGCAAAGCCACGCUCAGUCACGUCCAUAGCCAUAGCCAUAGCCAUGGACAUGGCCGGGGGCAUGGGCAUGGGCAUGGACGGGGCGGCAGAAGUGGUCGGGGCGGUGCUGUAACUGGCGCAGGAGCCGGCGGUGGACCGAGGACAGCUGGUCAGUGCAACGUAGACGGAUUCGCGGGCGGAAUUGAGACAUACCUGGGCCUCAUCGGAUGGCGCAAGAAGUGCCUGUACACGCUGUUGCUGCUGCUGAUGCUGCUCAUUGUCACAAAUCUGGUGCUCACCCUCUGGAUAAUCAAAGUGAUGCAGUUCUCAUUGGAGGGCAUGGGACAACUGAAAAUCUUACCCGGUGGCAUACAGCUGUCGGGAACAGCGAUAAUUAUGGACAUGCUACGAACAUCAACAAUCCGUUCGAGGCCUGGCCAUCCCAUAUCCAUAGAAUCAUCACGUAAUUUUUCAAUCAAUACACGUGACGCGAAUGGUAUGAUUGAGAAUCAUUUAUUUCUGGGACACGAUAAGUUCGAGUGCCUGGCGGCGACAUUUCGCAUCAACGAUACGAAUGGACGAAACCUAUUUUCCGUAAAUCGAAAAGAAGUCACAGUCGGUGCGCACUCACUGCGGAUCGACGGUGAGGGUGGCGCCGUCUUCAGGGCCUCUGUGCAGACGCCACAUGUGCGUGCCGAGCCGGGACGGGAGCUAAGACUUGAGUCACCCACGCGUCAAUUGAAGAUGGCUGCAGCCAAGGACAUCAAUUUGCAGUCGCGUGCCGGGGCCAUUGAUCUCGUGGCCCUGAAUGAUGUGAAGUUGCGAUCCCUGGACGGAAGCGUGCGACUGGAGUCAUCCAAAAUCCUCAUGCCCAAUCUGCGCACGGCCCAACCACCCAUAAUGGGUUCUGCCCAGAGUCGAGAGCAUAUGCAUCGCGUCUUCCAGCUCUGUGCCUGCUCCAAUGGCAAGCUCUUUCUGGCUGCCCCGCACUCGAUAUGCGCCGGGGAUGAUUCCACUGUUUGCAGGUGAUCUCACAGCAACAAACGCUGGCCAUCGGCAACCAAUACCGAUGGCGAAACUUAAUCAGAGAGCGGAAAAUCGGAGCGAAAAAAUACGGAAAACAACAGGCAUAUGUAUAUCAAAUAUUUGCUAAUGCUAACUGAAAACUAACUGAUACUGAAGUGAAGUGAAGUGAAGUAUAUAUAUAUAUAUUGGAAAAAUCCUAGAGAACAUACAAUACAUACGAUCCUGCAUUCAUUAUCGUUCAUACCAACUAAACAUAGUAUUGAACCUGUA
Drosophila persimilis is the source of this 1880-nucleotide messenger RNA. RefSeq names its product delta-sarcoglycan. Lineage: Eukaryota; Metazoa; Arthropoda; Insecta; Diptera; Drosophilidae. The transcript has 6 exons. Gene Ontology annotation, biological process: heart contraction; cardiac muscle tissue development. Gene Ontology annotation, cellular component: sarcolemma; sarcoglycan complex. The record is from RefSeq and is a predicted model, not a curated record. The coding region runs from base 324 to 1613 and encodes 429 amino acids.